AUGGCAAAUACGCAUUCCGUCCCGUUGCUCAUCGAUGGCCAAGACGUGCAACAUGAAUCGACUUUUGAUGUUAUUUCACCAGCAACAGGAGAAUUAUGCUGGAAAGCCGUCUCUGCCAGCGCCGACGAUGCAAUAAAAGCAGUUGAGUCCGCUCAGGCUGCCUUUUCAUCAUGGUCCCAAACCAAACCAAGUACCAGAACCGCCAUCCUCCUCAAAGUAGCAGACAUCCUCGAGGCCAAGGCAGAAAAAUAUGCAGACUACAUGAUGGCCGAAAUGGGUGCCGACAGAGGCGCAGCCCAAUUCUUCGUCACGCCUCUCGCGAUCGCCAUGUGUCGGGAUAUUGCCGGACGGAUAUCGAGCGUUUGCGGCAGUGUGCCUGUCGUUGCGAAAGAAGGGCAAAGUGCGAUGGUAUGGAAAGAGCCGUAUGGAGUUGUCCUGGGCGUCGUUGCUUGGAAUGCCCCAUAUGUCUUUGGUAUCCGCUCAGCCGCAACGGCUAUCGCGACUGGAAACACCACCGUCAUCAAGUCGUCCGAAGUGACGCCUCGCUGCUACUACGAAUUAGGCAAAGCGUUCAAGGAGGCUGGUCUCCCCGACGGCGUGUUCAAUGUUGUUGCGUGUAGGCCUCAGGACGCGCCGAUGGUCGUGAAUACGAUGAUCGAACAUCCUGCGAUUAGGAAGGUAAACUUUACAGGCAGUGCAGCGACAGGGAGGAAGAUUGCGAGGACGUGUGCGGACCAUUUGAAACCUAUUCUGAUGGAGCUUGGAGGGAAGAAUACGGCUAUCGUUUUGGAGGACGCGGAUCUAGGAAAGGCGGCGGACGAGUGUUUGGCGGGCGCUUUCUUGAAUGCAGGCCAAAUCUGCAUGGGCACCGACCGUAUCGUUGUUCAUACCUCCGUCAUGUCCAAAUUCACCGAAAUCCUGCAACAACACCUCGAAAGCUUCUCCAAAUCCUCUCCAGGUCCUCCCACCGUCUCCUCGGCCGCCUCUAAACAGCGCCUCGCCGACCUCGUCGCAUCAGCCCUCUCCUCCGGCGCCCGCUUCAUCGCCGGCCCUUCCACACAGCCUUCUUCCCCCCGCAACCUUCCUCCCCACCAUCCUCACGGAUGUUUCCCCAGAAACCCCGCUCUACCACGAAGAAUCCUUUGGUCCGCUCGUCACCCUCUCAACCUUCACCACCGACUCCGAAGCCAUCACGCUAGCGAAUUCCACAGAUUAUGGUCUCCACGCCGCGGUAUUCAGUAA
Molecule: messenger RNA, 1242 nt
Organism: Didymosphaeria variabile
Lineage: Eukaryota; Fungi; Ascomycota; Dothideomycetes; Pleosporales; Didymosphaeriaceae
Exons: 1
Coding region: 1-1242 (413 amino acids)
Molecular function (GO): succinate-semialdehyde dehydrogenase (NAD+) activity
Source: RefSeq, a predicted model, not a curated record